Molecule: messenger RNA, 3424 nt
Organism: Prionailurus viverrinus (fishing cat)
Lineage: Eukaryota; Metazoa; Chordata; Mammalia; Carnivora; Felidae
Product: pleckstrin homology domain-containing family M member 1-like
Exons: 15
Coding region: 386-2659 (757 amino acids)
Biological process (GO): fusion of sperm to egg plasma membrane involved in single fertilization
Cellular component (GO): sperm flagellum; acrosomal vesicle
Molecular function (GO): lysozyme activity; protein binding
Source: RefSeq, a predicted model, not a curated record
CCAACGUGAUGGCGUCAGGCGCCGCGAGCGCCGUUUCCUGUUGUCGCUGGCCGGGAGGCCGCAGCGCCUGGUCCGAGGCUUAGGGGCUGCCUUGGCCAGGAGUGCCCCGCGCCCCCUCCCCGCUCCCUCUGCUGAAAACCCUGACUCAUCACCUGGUACAGCAGCUGGAGGGCUUAAACACCGGCCUGUUGUCGUGCAUAGCCAGGUGCAGGAUCGGAGUCAGGCCGUAGAGACGAGGCUGUCGCGGAUGGCGGGGAAGUCUCUCAGCAGAAGAGCUUGCUGUUUACUGAUGAACGGAGUGUUUCGAAAGUGGUGAAGCCAGGUUAUCCAUUUCUUCUUUUAAUGUGUCAUGUGAUUCUCCGAGGGAGCUGCAGUGUGAGCGGAAAUGCUCUCGGUGGUGGAGAAUGGACUGGACCCCCGGGCUGCCAUCCCGGUCAUCAAGAAGAAGCUAGUGGGAUCUGUGAAGGCGUUGCAGAAGCAGUACGUGUCCUCGGACACAGUGGUCACUAGCGAAGACGGAGAUGCCAACACCAUGUGCAGUGCCCUGGAGGCCGUAUUUAUCCACGGCCUGCAUGCCAAGCACAUCCGAGCCGAGGCCGGAGGGAAAAGGAAGAAGAGCGCCCACCAGAAGCCUCUGCCUCAGCCUGUCUUCUGGCCCCUCCUGAAAGCUGUCACCCACAAACACAUCGUCUCGGAAUUGGAGCACCUGAUCUUUGUCAGCACGGACGUGGGCCGCUGCCGGGCCUGGCUGAGGCUGGCCCUCAAUGACGGCCUGAUGGAGUGCUACCUGAAGCUGCUCCUCCAGGAGCCCGCCCGCCUGUGCGAGUACUAUCAGCCCACAGCCCUGCUUCGAGACGCCGAGGAGGGCGAGUUCCUCCUCAGCUUCCUGCAGGGACUGACGUCCUUAUCCUUCGAGCUCUCCUACAAGUCCGCCAUCUUAAACGAGUGGACGCUUACCCCACUGGCUCUCUCUGGGCUUUGCCCGCUCUCUGAGCUCGACCCCCUCACCACCUCUGGGACAGAACUACAGCGGAAAGAGUCUCUGGAUUCAAUUUCCCAUUCCUCAGGCUCGGAGGACAUCGAAGUCCAGCACUCAGGCCAUAAGAUCCGACGGAACCGGAAGCUCACGGCCUCCUCCCUCAGCCUGGACACCGCCAGUUCAUCCCAGCUGUCUUGCAGCCUAAACUCUGAUAGCUGCCUACUCCAAGAGAAUGGCUCCAAGAGUCCAGACCGUUCCGAGGAGCCCAUGUCCUACGACUCCGACCUGGGGACAGCAAAUGCCGAUGAUUCAGACCCGUCUCUGCAAGAGGUAUUGUCGGAAUUCAGCAAAGCCCAGGUAAACUCUGUGCCAACCAACGGACUGAGCGGACUGAGUGGAGAAGUGGAGAUUCCCACGGGGCGGGCCUCACUCCCCCUCCCCGGCCUGGAGGCCAGCAUCCCUUUUGAUGUGCCCGCAGAGCCCCUCCCGCCCCAAGCAUCCUCUGGGACUCAAGAUGGGGACCGCAAGCAGGAGCCGCCUCCCCAGGCACCUGGCACCCUGGACUUGCUGCAGUUGGGCACUGCCAAAGCUGUCCCCUCGGUGAGCAUUUUAGACCAGAGGCCUUCCAGUCCCGUGAGAGAGGCGGCGGCCAGAGCAGUCAGUCCGGGGAGCGGCCAGCAGAAGUCUCUGGAGGAUGACGGAGCUGCACGGAGCCUUGGGGUGUCCUCACCCACCAGCCCGAGUCUGUGUGUGUUCACCCCCCCUGGAAUCAAGGAAGGGAAACCCCGGCUCAUCCCUGCCGGGCCCAUCGCCCAGGGCACCACCAUCUCUGCCUACGUGGCCAAAUCGAGAAAAACGUUGCUCGUGGAAGACAUCCUUGGGGACGAACGAUUUCCACGAGGUACUGGCCUGGAGUCUGGGACUCGUAUACAGUCUGUUCUUUGUUUACCAAUUGUCACUGCAAUCGGUGAUUUGAUUGGCAUCCUUGAGCUGUAUCGGCACUGGGGCAAAGAAGCCUUCUGUAUGAGUCAUCAGGAGGUCGCGACAGCAAAUCUUGCCUGGGCUUCAGUAGCCAUCCAUCAGGUGCAGGUGUGCAGAGGCCUUGCCAAGCAGACCGAAUUGAAUGACUUCCUACUUGACGUAUCCAAGACAUAUUUUGAUAACAUAGUCGCAAUAGACUCUCUACUUGAACACAUAAUGAUAUAUGCAAAAAAUCCGGUGAAUGCCGACCGUUGUGCACUUUUCCAGGUAGACCAUAAGAACAAGGAGUUAUAUUCAGACCUUUUUGAUAUCGGAGAGGAAAAGGAAGGAAAAGCUGUCUUCGAGAAGACCAAAGAAAUCAGAUUUUCAAUUGAGAAAGGGAUUGCUGGUCAGGUAGCAAGAACAGGGGAAGUCCUGAACAUUCCAGAUGCCUAUGCAGACCCACGCUUCAACAGGGAAGUGGACUUGUACACGGGCUACACCACGCGGAACAUACUGUGCAUGCCCAUCGUGAGUCGGGGGAGUGUCAUAGGCGUGGUGCAGAUGGUCAACAAACUGAGCGGUAGUGCCUUCUCGAAAACGGACGAGAACAGCUUCAAGUUGUUUGCUGUCUUCUGUGCGUUAGCCCUACACUGUGCCAAUCCCUGGAGCCUUUACUCGGUGCCGUAUCAACCCCACCCUGUGGCCACAGCAGCAUAAAAGCAGCAGGAAGGCCGGAAGGCCAGAACCGCUGGCUCCUGCAGAACCUAGAAGAGGCCACCGCCCUGGGGCCACUCGCUUGAAGGAUCAAGCUUCAGGAUCCCAGGCAGGCUGGUCCAGUCCUGAGGGAAAGGAUGAACUUCACUUACUCACGAACCAUGGGCAAGAGUUAUCUGCUCACUGGGAUGCUUUGGCCUUGUUCUGAUAACUGGGCGUUCUGGUGAGUUCUCUUGGCCUGCAUCCUGAUCUGGUCAAGCUGCUCAGGACUCCAGCUGAGGUGGGGUACCGCUGCCUCUAACACACUCCUAUGGACACACAUGAACAGUGCCACCGCAUUGCUACAGGUCACGUGCCCCUCGAUUCCUCGUGCUGGCCUCUGUUAAAGGCCAUACUUUCAUCACUAUGAACGUAUCAGUCUUAACACGGAACCUCACGCGGUGCAAAUGCUUAGCAAAUAAAUAGGGAAGAUUUCCUUCCUGGACCAUCAGAGACGUUUAAAAUUCUCUGGAAGCAUCAGGAACUUUAUCUCCAGGAGGAUAAGCUGAAAUACUCAUCGCCUGCUACCAACACCAACCAGUUUCACACACGAAUUAAAUAAUACCCCAGCCCCAAAGAGAAAGAAAGACAAUUCUGUUAUAAUGAGCAGUAAGAGCAGGCAUCUGGGUGGCUCAGUUGGUUGAGCCUCCAACUUUGGCUCGGGUCACCAUCUCGUGGUUCAUAGGUUCAAGCCCCGCAUCGAGCUCUGUGUUGACAGCUCAGAGCCUA